AUGAAUGCGUUGUUCAAUCAUGCGACGAAGCAAAAGACUUUACUGCAGCGGGAUCUUGCAAAACUGGAGCGGGAUCUUACAAUAGCUCCAAUUUCCCUGCAAGGAUCAAUAGCAUCCACGCUGGUGUCUUUGGAGAAAACUAUUGAACAAUACAAAGAACAUUUGACGAGAUUUCAUGCGACCAAUCCAAAUGAAGAUGAGAGCUCAAAGCUUAAAUACCAGUCGCGGUUGGAAACCUUGCAAACCGAAUACAACAGUGCCAAGGGACGCUUUCAGUCACUCAAGAAGCAGUGCAAUGAGGUCAACUCUCGCGAAAGACUUAUAAAAUCCAGCAGUAAUCCGUUUGACGAAGAUUUCACGGUAAGUAAGCGCAGCACUGCCACGGCUGCUCAAAACCAAAGCAAUGGAGGCAAUUCCAGCUCACAGCUGCCUCUUUAUCAAGGACUGCAACAGGAACAGUCCGUCUUCGAGCGUGGAAACGCCCAACUGGAUCACAUUUUAGAGAUGGGGCAACAAUCCCUUGGUGACAUAAUGGAUCAAAAUGCUGUUUUGCACAAAAUGGAAGCUCAGAUGACCAAAAGCAUGCAAACUCUGGGUGUUUCCAAUGAAACCAUCAACAGAAUCAACAAACGAGUCUUUAAGGAUAAAUUCAUUUUCUGGAUCGCUUUGGUAUUGAUGUUUGCCGGGUUUUACUUUGUUCUUAAGUUGCUGCGGUAG
Lachancea nothofagi CBS 11611 is the source of this 717-nucleotide messenger RNA. Lineage: Eukaryota; Fungi; Ascomycota; Saccharomycetes; Saccharomycetales; Saccharomycetaceae. The record is from the annotation of a GenBank genome assembly.